Molecule: messenger RNA, 825 nt
Organism: Trichophyton benhamiae CBS 112371
Lineage: Eukaryota; Fungi; Ascomycota; Eurotiomycetes; Onygenales; Arthrodermataceae
Exons: 3
Coding region: 1-825 (274 amino acids)
Source: RefSeq, a predicted model, not a curated record
AUGGAGUCAUCAUUGGAGUCAGAUAAUGCGCACUAUAUACCCAAGUCAGACAUAGAGGUCUUGUCCCAGGAGAUCGAUAACGAGCUCGGGAUGUAUCGCAUUCGAACCGGCAAUAAAAUCCGCUAUCUUACGAUUGAGGUAGAUGCAUUUGAUGAAGAUACGAUGUGUCGACCGUAUCUAUUGAUUCCAGAACUUCCCAGCUUCCCCAACGCUCCGUGGACGAAGAUGGACAUCUGUCGCUCAAAUGAUGGUUCAUUAAAAGUUACAACCUCAGAUGUUAAGCUACAGGGGAGAAAGUUUGAGGUCCUCUCCCUCAAACGCACUCGAUACUACCGACACAACGUUCACGAAGUGAUCUUCAACGGAGCACCAGCGAUUGCGAAAAUCGUACGGUGGGAGUGGGAGCUCCCGCGCAUGGAGAACGAGACUGCUGUCUACUCAUUUAUCUACCAAGAUCAGUGCGCCCACCCUGAGGACCCGCCCAUUGCACCCCAAGUUCUCGCUCAUUUGACCGAAGACGGCAGAGUGAUGGGCUUGCUGCUGGAGAAAGUAAAUGGUCGAUUUCCGGGACCAGACGAUUUAGCAAGGUGCGAAGAGGUUGUUCGCAGAGUCCAUGAUAUAGGGAUUGUCCAUGGAGAUAUCAAUCGGUAUAACUUUCUGAUCGACGAUGAGACGGGGAAUAUACGGCUGGUCGAUUUUGAGCAUGCCAAACACUUAACGGAGGAGACUGCCAGGGCUGAGUUGGAUUCAUUGCCAUCGGAACUCGCAGAGGAGACUGGGAGAGGGACAACCACCGAGGAGAAAAUCGCUAUAUUUGAAGAUUGA